UAUAUGGGGAUUUUUUUUAUAUAUAAUAAUAUUUUUGUCUAGUUAGACAACAGCAUAUAGAAAGUUAUUGUUGUAAUUCGAGUGCGUGGUUGUUUUUUCUUAGUGACCCAUAUGUAGAGCACGGACGUGUCAUUAAAGUAAUUUGUUUGGACGUAUGUACCAGGAAAUGCAUACAUGUAGUAUGGGGACUGUUAACGUGUUAAAACAGAUAACUUAUCAAGGACAACAAUAGUGAAAACCUCUACAUACCUUAUCGUACGUUGUACAUACCUCGUAAAAUUGCACAAAGAGUUUACAUAUAUUUCCUAUGUAGCAAAAAAAAAAAACGCCUAGACAUUUUCUCGUUUUAAAGUCGUCAUGUCGCGUCAAAAUUGCACAUAAAUAUAAGUAAACGGCUGCGAGCAUGUUGGGCCGCGCCUGCCGCUCGCGCCAGUAACACAAUGUGUCGCACGAGCCGCGCGAGGGUCUCCAGCUUCAUUCACGUUUAGUCGUUGGAUCAUGGAGGAUGAAUGCUUGGGUGAAUUGAUUUGCAUCGUGAAUAAGACAGAUUCCGAGAAAAGUAUCGCGACGACGAAUGCGUACUCUCUAGAGUGUACGGAGGGAUCGCGGUCGUCUGGCAAGGAGUCGCAGUCCUCGGGCAAGCAGUCACGGUCUUCGGACAAGGAGUCUCAAUCCUCGGACAAGGAGUCGCGAUCAUCGGACAAGAAGUCGCGCUCCUCAGGCAAGGAGUCGCAGUCCUCGGAUAAGCAGUCGCGGCGCACAUACGUGCUAGCGGCCGACAGUGGGAGCGACUCAGCCUCCCCCUCCCCCUCCCCUUCUUCCUCACCCACCCGCGCCCGUCCCGCUCUUCUUUACGAUGCCAUCUCUCUCAAGAGCACGUCCAACGUUAGCCAGAGCCAGAAAUUUACCAUUGAUGCCGCGGACACCAUUCAAGAGGAAGGGUUCGCAGACGCGAGCGACGAGCUGCCCGAGUGCGAAGCCAUCAACGGCGACCCGGAUACCGCGCAACUACUUAUAGAAUACUCACUGCACGCCCAGGAAACCUUUACUCAGACGAGCAAGACUAUACUCGAACUAGCUCAGACAAAUUGCGUAAAAUGUUUUACAGACAUUAAUGCCAUAGAAACACAAACCUCCCGCGUUUCCAUUUUCGAGAAUAAAACUAUAGAAUACAGAAUAGAAGUAACGGGAUCGCAGACGCGAUUCACAAGAAAUGAAAUUCCCUCGGGAGUGAGCGGCCGCGCCGGCGCCCGGCUCUCGCUCGCCGGCCCCUGUCACUCGCGAGGCGGCUCCGACGAUUCCGGCACACUGAGGAUAAUUGACGACGAAUCCGAAACUAAAUCCAUAGAGGAAAUUGAAAAAUCCGACCUCAGUGACAAUAAUACUUCUAAAUACGAUACGGACUUUACUGAUUCACUCGAAGACGACCGCACUCGGCACGACGACAACAGCGACGGGAGCGUCCCGAAAUCUGUGGACCGAGACGUCGAGGAGCUGUACACCAACCUGGAAAAAAGUUUCGAUUUGCGUUCGUUUGAUAGGCCUCAGUUUGAUACUCCACGGUACGUCGCACUGUCCACUUUGUCCGAAGAAACGAUGAAGGAGAGUUCGGUAUCACGGCGAGACAGUACAAGAACACAACCGAAAGAAAGCCCACACAGACAUAGUAUCACAACGCCUGAGCUAAGGAGGAACCAGCUGUCCGCAGAGGGGGAGAGUAAAGAGCAAUGGAGACUGCCUCCCAUCGGCCGGGCUGAGCGCGGCGGCAGCCCGCGGCGGCGCCCCUACAGCCCCGGCGCCCGCGCGCCGCCCGCGCGCGCCUCGCGCGACCACGCCCGCGCGGACGCCACCAGCGACCUGGCAGCAGGGGAACACGCCAAUCUUGCUACCAGGAUUGGGUUCGUAGCUCCCGCCGACCCGCACCGCCUGCCGUCGCUGGUGGGGCGCGCGCCGGCGAGCCGCGGCGACGGCGCGCCCACCCCCGCACCGCGCUCGCCGCGCGCCUGCUCUCCCGACACCAUCAGCAUCGGCGGCAAGAUCCAGCAGCUCAAGAUGCCAUCAGCUGACAAAAAGCGCCUGCUCCACCAAUUCUCGAGUACCUCGAGCCCCGACAGUCGCAGUUCGUCGCCGGGCAGCGCUCACUCUCGCUGGGCCGGCGCGGGCGCGGGCGCGGCGGGCGCCGACGUGGCGGCGCGCGGCUGCGACGCGCUGUGCGCCGACGUCAUUGCGCGCCUGCGGCAAGCCUGCAGCAGUUCCACGCGGAUGACAUUCGAGCAGCACGUGAGCCGGUACGAGAGCAGCGACAGGUGCGGCGCUAAGUGGGCGGCGGCCGUGGAAGUGCUGGAGGACAUCCCGCGGCUGUUCCGCGGCUUCUGGCCCGCCGUGCCCGAGCACCGCCUCGCCGACCUGCUGCGACUGGUGGCGGCACAAGUGGAGUCCCCGCGCACGCGCGUGGCGCGCGCCGCGUGCGCCGCGCUGGCCGCGCUGCUCAGCCACACCGGCUACACCAAGAGGCCGGACUUCGACGAGGCGUUGGCGGCGCUGCUGGGCAAGACGGGCAGCAUGGCGUCGGCGCUGCGCCGCGCCGCCAACCUCGCGCUCGACCAGGUGGUGGCCGCCGCCGCCACCGCGCCCGCCGUCACCUCGCUCUGUCUCUACGGUGCCGAUCACAAGAGCGGGCUGGUGCGGUGCGCGGCGGCGCGGCUGCUGGUGGUGGCGGCGGCGCUGGCGGCGGGCGGGCGCGGGCUGCUGCGCGCGCGGCCGCGCUCCGCCGCCCACGCGCGCCGCCUGCUGCUGCGCUCGCUGGCGGCGCUGCUGGACGACCGCAGCCUGGACGCCAGAAAGUACGCGGAGCGUCUGUACGCGUUGCUGCGGCCGCUGCCGGGCUUCGAGGCGUUCUUCCUGGCGGACGUGGAGGCGCGCGCCGCCUGCCGCCUCAUGAAGAAGCUGGACCCGCUGCUGGCCGCCGUCCCGCGCCGGUGACCGCCCACGAACCGGACCCACGCAAUAUAACACAUCAUAUAUAUCAUUGUUAUUAUUACUCAAUAUCGGCCUUCGAUGCAUGUUGUGGUAGUUCAGUGUUUUCGUCGAUAAUAUUGAUAACGGUGUUAAAUUUAGUUAUGUGUUUUGAGCAAUAGGAGAAUAAUAAUACAAUUAUACUGAUAUCGCAAUAGGUUUUGAUAUGGAUUUAUUGUAAACUUUUUUCUGUUCAUUCUUAUCGAGGGUUCGUGGCCACCUAUUCUUUCAUUCAUUUUUUUUUUCAUUUUUAUUUUCAAUUUUUCACACUGAAUCUCCAAUGUAAGGAAUUUGUCAAAGUUCCGGUACAUUCAGAGCUUGCGGUCGUAAGGCGACAUCGGAGAUACGUAACACAUUGUGAGUGAAGAUUGUAUGUAAAUAACGUCACAAGUUUUCUUGUAAGUCGUGUCGUGUAUAUUUCAUGUUUAUGUAAGUUUGAGUGUUUAUUUCGUGUUGAUGUAAAAUCAUGAAUAAAGGAUUUAAAUGAA
Molecule: messenger RNA, 3503 nt
Organism: Cydia pomonella (codling moth)
Lineage: Eukaryota; Metazoa; Arthropoda; Insecta; Lepidoptera; Tortricidae
Exons: 10
Coding region: 499-2982 (827 amino acids)
Source: RefSeq, a predicted model, not a curated record